Molecule: messenger RNA, 1083 nt
Organism: Aspergillus ochraceoroseus IBT 24754
Lineage: Eukaryota; Fungi; Ascomycota; Eurotiomycetes; Eurotiales; Aspergillaceae
Gene: alkB
Product: oxidoreductase, 2OG-Fe(II) oxygenase family
Exons: 2
Coding region: 1-1083 (360 amino acids)
Cellular component (GO): cytoplasm; nucleus
Source: RefSeq, a predicted model, not a curated record
AUGGCACAUAUUACAAGUCUCAACGCCCAUGAAUAUCCUCCAGAGCCUGUUCGGCUCCAGUACAAAAAGUACCAGGGAAUCUCCCUGUCAGAGAUAGACACGGAUCCUGGUAUUCUUGAUCUCCAAGCGUUGGACCCCGAUCAUCUUCCCAGGGAAUUUUCCAUAGAACGAUGGAUGACAAGCGAAGGUCUUCAGUCCACAUACAACCGGUUCGUGGGUUGCAGCCAACAGGACGUAAGAGUCCCCAGUCGAAGGAUCCCAGUCUUGACCCAUAAAUCUGUUUCUGGUCUUCUGAUGAUUCCGUCCUUGCUUCCACCGGCGGUGCAAGUUGAAUUGCUCUCCCGUUUAUUCCAUCGGGACUUAUCCAACAGUGAGCACCAGACCAAUCUUCAUCUCCACUACAAAAUUACAUACCCUAUGCAGAAAGGUGGAGUGAAAGAGGAUCGUGAUGGAACUUCUCCCCAGCCAGAUUCUCGGUCUUUCUUCGAGGAUGAUCCCGCUCGCAUUCUAUCCCCCAGAGACCCGACCGUACACAAACCGCUUACUGUCCAAACUAUGCUCAAUAAAAAACUCAGAUGGGUCACCCUGGGGGGCCAGUACGACUGGACGGCUAAAGUCUACCCACCGGAGCAGCCUCCGACCUUCCCAGAGGACGUCGCAAAUCUCCUUCGAGCCGCCUUCCCCAAGACGGAGGCGGAAGCCGCCAUUUUGAACGUCUACUCUCCAGGAAAUACUCUCAGCCCACAUCGCGAUGUUAGUGAAGAGUGCGAUGCCGGGUUGAUUAGUGUGAGCUUCGGAUGCGAUGGUCUCUUCCUCAUCAGCCAUGACGACGGAACGGGGUGCGAAGUUAUUCGACUUCGCUCUGGGGAUGCCGUAUAUAUGGAUGGCACGUCGCGCUUUGCGUGGCAUGCCGUGCCUAAAAUUGUCCCAGGGACGUGUCCUUCUUGGCUGGCCGAUUGGCCUUGUCGUCCAGAGGACCACGAGACUCGGUCCCGAUUUGGUGCCUGGAGAGGCUGGAUGGCUGGGAAAAGAGUCAAUCUCAAUGUCCGACAAAUGGUAGCCAGCGCGCCGCACCUCAGAUAG